Zonotrichia leucophrys gambelii is the source of this 1785-nucleotide messenger RNA. It is a transcript of the gene PLEKHB1, whose product is annotated as pleckstrin homology domain containing B1. Gene Ontology annotation, cellular component: membrane. Bases 122 to 697 code for a protein of 191 amino acids. Lineage: Eukaryota; Metazoa; Chordata; Aves; Passeriformes; Passerellidae. The transcript is spliced from 7 exons. The record is from RefSeq and is a predicted model, not a curated record. Gene Ontology annotation, biological process: regulation of cell differentiation.
CUCCCGGCGAGCCGCGCGGGCGGGCGGGCAGAGCCGAGCCCGGCGGCGGGAGCGGAGCGCAGCGCAUCCCGCAGCGGCACCGCCGCCUCCGCCCGCAGAUCCGGAGAAGCCCGCGGCAGCCAUGGCGCUGGUGAAGAGCGGUUGGCUUUGGCGCCAGAGCUCCAUCCUGCGCCGCUGGAAGAGGAACUGGUUCGUGCUCUACCUGGACGGCAGCCUGGUUUACUACCACGACGAGACGCAGCGGGACAUGGACGGCCGGAUCCACAUCAAGUACAGCUGCCGGGACGUGCGGAUCGGCCGCGAGUGCAAAGACGUGCAGCCGCCCGAGGGGAGGGGCCGCGAGUGCCUGCUGACCGUGGUGCUGCGGGACGGCUCCAAGACCACGCUGUGUGCCGAGAGCGAGGACGACGCCGUUGCUUGGAAGAUGGCCGUGCUGGAGGCUAAAUCCACCCCGGUGCACGUGUACGACCCCUACGACGACGACUACUACCAGACGGUGCCCCUGGACUCGCACCAGGCCGCCUACAUCAGCUCCGGCCACUACGGCCCCCAGUACGGAGCUCCCGGGGUGACCCACGUCAUCGUGCGCGAGGAUCCCUACCGCGUCUCCGGGGACCAGAUGGCGCUGGGGCUGCUGGCCGGGGCCGCCACCGGCGCCGCCCUGGGCUCCUUCAUGUGGAUGCCCUGCUGGUUUUAGUGGCUGCCAAACCGAGCCACGGCCCCCCUUCCCUCCCCAGCCCUGCCUUGGACCCUGCCCUGAGCGCCCUCAGCCUUCCCAGAGGGACACACUCCCACACACGCCCUGCUCCCCGCCCCAGCUUCUGCAUUAAACAGCCCCCACGUGCUUCAGAGCCCCCAAAACCCACUCCAGAACCCCACAGCACCCAAUUCCCAUCAGCAAAGGUUCCCUGGGCCAUUGGCAGAGCUUCCCCAGCCCAAAUCUCCACAGGGAGCUGGCUGCAGAAAUUCCGGGUUUGGGAGAAGGGGAAAGUUUAAUUCUUUUAAUUUAAUUUGGGGGGAAGUGGCUGGAUCUUUUUUGACUGGGUGAACCCCACAAUGCAGAGGCUUUUUAAGGGCAUUUUUGGCACCAGAGGGCACCACAGGGAUACUCAAGAGGUGGGUAAAAGAUGAGGGAGGAUGAAAACCUUUGCAGGAUUUCUACCCCUUUCCAACAUGCACAGGUCCCCUGGGCCUGGCCCAGUUGGAGAAAUGGUGCAAAACCCUCAGGAAUUGGAGUUCAACCCUUGGGAAUGAGGCAGAGAAGAGCCCAGGGAGUGGGAGGGACACCCAGCAUCCUCAGUUUCACCCUGAUUUUUGGGAUGAGCAGAAGAGCAGCUCUCCAUGGGGACCAGGGAGCCUUUCUGGCAGCCAAGCCGGGAUCUUGACAGCAGGGAUUUGGGAUUGAGGGGACACAGCAGGGACAAAGCCCUGGUCAGGCCAGGGGACAAGCAGCAGCUCAGGGUUUUGGUUGGGCGAUGGAAGAGGUGAGGAACAGCUGCCCAGUGUCACCCCUAGAGCCAGGAUGGGAUCCUGGAACCACGACUGACAUUGAGUUUAGGAAUUACAGCCCCACAGCUGGAUGGAAAACCACCAGUGACACCAGCACCCCAGCCUGCUCCUGCCUUUAGGUCAGUUCCUGUGCCCAUCAGGGGAUUGGGGUAUCCCACACACCAUCCUCAUCCUCUCCUGCAUUCCCUGCCUCCCUCCUGCUGCGCACCCACUCCCGGAAAGGGGAAAAAAUACAAAAAAACCUCUUUGAAUUCUAAUAAAGGCACUGAAAAACCA